CCCCCGGCAGGGACGGCGGCUGGAGCCGCGCCGCUACCCCGGCUGCGAGCGAGCGAAGUCUCGGGGACCGGGUUCAUGCCGGGCGGGGAGAGCAGGAGCCCGGCCAGGAAUGGGCACGGAGCCGGCCGAGUCAGGUAUCAUGGCAAAGGAGAGGGUUGAAGGAUUUGAAGGUGGAUAAUUACGAAGCAUUGCAGAUCCGUACUGAGAGCACCUCCCAGGCAUAUGGGGCAGCAGGGGAGAAACCACAAAGGCUCCCACGGCUAGCUACUGCAGCCUGGUGACUCUUACUCCGGAGGGGAUCUAGUAACUUAAAAGUGAGAGAGCCUCCAGCCUGCCAGCCCUAUUAGCACAACAUUGAAACAGGCAUUUGCCAACCCCCAGAUUGUAGCUAAGAAGUGAGCAGGAUGCCCCCGGGCAUCUAUUGCCCUGUUGAAUUCUGGUCCAAGGAAGAAAACCAAACCAUCCAAGUGGACUUCCUGCUGCCUACAGGCAUAUACCUGAAUCUCUCUGUAUCCUGCAAUGCCAGCUUGGGCACUAUCAAACAGGUGGUCUGGCGUCACGCACAGUAUGAGCCGUUGUAUCACAUGCUCAAUGACCCCGAAGCGUACGUCUUCACGUGUAUCAACCAGACAGCCGAGCAGCAGGAGCUGGAGGAUGAGCAGCGGCGCCUCUGCGACAUUCAGCCCUUCCUGCCUGUCCUUCGACUGGUGGCUCGUGAAGGUGACCGCGUCAAGAAGCUGAUUAACUCCCAGAUCAGCCUGCUUAUUGGGAAAGCAGCGGCAGCUGAUUAUCAAGGACCAGUGACCCUACUGCUAUGUGGAUCAUCUCUCUUUAUUUUAACACCCCGCUCAGGUUUGCAUGAGUUUGACUCGGUGCGCGACCCGGAGGUGAAUGACUUCCGUGCAAAAAUGCGACAGUUCUGUGAAGAGAAGGCGGUGAAGCGACAGCAGCUGAGCUGGAUGACCUGGAUGGAAUACAACUUUCCCUUGCAACUGGAGCCCUUGGCCAAAGGUCCCAGGACCGGCCCCCUUCGCAUCCCCAACAAGAACAUCUUCGUCAACGUCAAGUUUGAGUCUGGCGGGGAGAGCUUCACCUUCCAAGUCUCCCCCAAGGAAUUCCCUGUCACGUUAAUGAGCUAUGCCAUCAAGAAGCAAGCUACCGUCUUCCGCCACCAGACAGUGGAGAGCCCUGAGGAUUAUACUCUGCAGGUGAAAGGGAAAUGUGAAUAUCUCUACGGGAACUACCCUCUGUACCAGUUCCAGUACAUCCGCAGCUGCCUGCACCAUGGUCUGAUGCCCCACCUGACGAUGGUACACUUCUCCUCCAUCAUCGCUAUGCGAGACGAGCAGACCAACUGCACCGCCCACACCCCGAAGAUGGUUUCCAAGCCUCCCCCGCUCCCCAAGAAAAAGCCAACUCACGAGUCUCUCUGGUCCCUUAAUCAGCCUUUUUACAUUGAACUGGUGCAAGGCAGUAAAGUGAAUGCAGAUGAGAGGAUGAAGUUGGUGGUGCAGGCAGGCCUUUACCAUGGCAACGAGAUGCUCUGCAAGAUGGUGUCAAGCGCCGAGGUGAAUGUGUGUUCGGAGCCAGUGUGGAAACAGAGGCUGGAUUUUGACAUUAGCAUCUGCGACUUGCCCCGCAUGGCGCGGCUCUGCUUCGCCCUCUACGCUGUUAUCGAGAAGGCCAAGAAGGCACGAUCCACCAAGAAAAAAUCCAAGAAAGCGGACUGUCCAAUAGCCUGGGUGAAUGUCAUGCUCUUUGACUACAAGGACCAGUUGAAAACAGGAGAGUGCUGCCUGCACAUGUGGUCAUCAUUUCCAGAUGAGAAAGGGGAGCUGUUGAACCCCAUGGGCACAGUCCAGAGCAACCCCAACACAGAGAGCGCAGCAGCCCUGGUCAUCUGCUUCCCCAGCGUCACACCCCAUCCUGUGUACUACCCAUCCUUCGAGCAGCUGUUGGAGUUGGGGAGGAACGGAGAGUACACCCGUGCCGCACCAGAGGAUCCAGAGGAGAAGCAGCAGCUGAGGGAGAUCCUGGAGCGAAGGAGCCACACCGAACUCUAUGAGCAUGAGAAGGACCUGGUGUGGAAGAUGAGGUACGAGAUCCGGGACCAGUACCCAGAGGCCUUGGCAAAGCUCCUCAUCAUCACCAAGUGGAACAAACAUGAGGAUGUUGCCCAGAUGAUCUCCCUGCUCCGGUCCUGGCCGGAGCUGCCUGUCCUGAAUGCCCUGGAGCUGCUGGAUUUUAGCUUCCCUGAUCGCUAUGUUGGUUCCUUCACAAUCAACUCAUUAAAAAAGCUGACAGAUGACGAAUUGUUCCAGUAUCUGCUGCAGCUUGUCCAGGUGCUCAAGUAUGAAUCCUACUUAGACUGUGAAUUAACCAAGUUCCUACUGGACAGAGCUUUAGCCAAUCGCAAAAUAGGACACUUUCUGUUUUGGCAUCUCAGGUCAGAGAUGCACGUCCCUGCAGUCGCCCUCAGGUUUGGCCUGAUUUUGGAGGCCUAUUGCAGAGGCAGCAACUACCAUAUGAAAGUUCUAAUGAAGCAGGGGGAAGCACUUAAUAAAAUGAAAGCCUUGAAUGACUUCAUUAAAGUGAGCUCUCAGAAGGCCACCAAACCACAAGCCAAGGAGAUGAUGCAUGUGUGCAUGAAGCAGGAGACCUAUCUCGAGGCACUUUCCAAUCUCCAGUGCCCCCUGAACCCCACCAUUAUUCUUGCUGAAGUUUGUGUGGAUCAGUGCACUUUUAUGGACUCCAAGAUGAAACCGUUGUGGAUUGUGUUUAAUAAUGAAGAAGCAGGUGGAAGGGGAGUGGGCAUCAUUUUCAAAAAUGGAGAUGAUCUCCGUCAGGACAUGCUGACUCUGCAGAUGAUCCAGCUGAUGGACGUACUGUGGAAGCAGGAGGGUUUGGACCUGAGGAUGACCCCUUAUGGCUGCCUCUCCACAGGCGACAAGACGGGGCUGAUCGAAGUCGUCCUGCACUCGGACACCAUUGCCAACAUCCAACUGAACAAAAGCAACAUGGCAGCCACUGCAGCUUUCAACAAGGAUGCGCUGCUGAACUGGCUAAAAUCCAAGAACCCAGGACUCAUCUUCGUUUCUGUCCCUUGCAGUGAAGCACUAGAACAAGCCAUAGAGGAGUUCACUCUUUCCUGUGCUGGGUACUGUGUGGCAACGUAUGUGCUGGGCAUAGGGGACCGGCACAGCGACAACAUCAUGAUCCGGGAAACUGGCCAGCUGUUUCAUAUUGAUUUUGGCCACUUCUUGGGGAACUUCAAAACCAAAUUUGGUAUUAACAGAGAACGGGUUCCUUUUAUCUUAACCUAUGACUUUGUGCAUGUGAUCCAGCAAGGAAAAACUAACAACAGUGAGAAGUUUGAAAGAUUCAGGGAUUACUGUGAAAAAGCCUACAUGAUCCUGAGGUGCCAUGGUCUUCUCUUCCUGCAUUUGUUUGCACUGAUGAAAGCUGCUGGCCUGCCAGAACUCAGCUGCUCUAAAGACAUUCAGUAUCUCAAGGAUUCUCUAGCUUUAGGAAAAACAGAUGAGGAGGCACUGAAGCACUUCAGACUAAAAUUUAAUGAAGCCCUUCGAGAGAGCUGGAAAACCAAAGUGAACUGGUUGGCACACAACGUAUCCAAAGAUAACAGACAGUAAUUAGAGCGCCUGGACCACGCACAGGCUAGGAGAAUGUAAUAGCAGUGGCCAUGAGCCAGUUGUAUAAAGACUGCUGAACAUUGCCAUGUUGAAGAUCAAAAACCUGCCCCUCAAGUUUUUGAGAAGAGUCUACAUCAUCCCAUUCUAGAUCUCUAGGGCAGAAGAGGGACGGCAUGAGGCAAUAAGAUUAAUGUAUACACUGAAAGGUAGGUUUAUGUGAAACUUGCAACUGUAAGUUCUUAAGUAUGCAGUCCCUCAUUUAAGGGUAGAGGUGAGGCAGUUGUGCUACUUAAGUACAUUCCUCACCCACUGCUCAGUUUUAGGGAUGUGGAGCCGUGCUCAAAGGGGCUGUAAUUUGGCCAGUAGCAUAUCAACUUUUUAAAGCCAGACUAGAUUAGCACUAGCAGUGAACAAUGCAGAGAAAAUAGUAUGUUGGUGCAUCUAAUAACUUCAGUCCCUCUCUACCCAAUCACAGUUAGAAGGUACUGCUGGGCAAUACUUUUUCUAGUUGAGGAUUUCACCAGCUUAACCCCUACCCUUUUCAGUGAUGUAUUUUAAUAAAGCAUCACAAGAUGGUAUACCUGUUUUGAGACAGUCAGAAGAUAAUGCUACCAAGCUGUAAUAUAUAUAACUACAGGAACUCCUCACUUAAUGUUGUAGUUGUGUUUCUGAAAAAUGCAACUUUAAGCAAAAUAUUAAGUGAAUCCAAUUUCCCCAUAAGAAUUAAUGUAAAUGAGGGGGUUAAGUUCCAGAGUAUUUUUUUUCCACCAAUUUAAUACUGGUACACAGUGGUGAUGAUUGUGAAGCUUGGUUGAGGUGGAGGAGUCAGAGGGUGGGAUAUGCCUUAGUGCGAAAUGAACUAGCACUUGACUGAGCCCUCAAGGAUUAACCCUCUACCUUCCCUCCUUUCCUGCUGCCUUGUAGACAGACACACACACCCUGUGGGUGAGAAAAAAAUGUGCAUUGCCCCUUGAAGUAGCUAACCUCAGGCUCAAGUACCCUGCCUUAUUAAUUACAUCAGCUUGCUGAAACCUGAGAUAACAGCUACUGCUUAGAAGCUCCUUCCCUCUGCUGUGUGUCCCCCCUGCUCAC
Molecule: messenger RNA, 4742 nt
Organism: Gopherus flavomarginatus (Mexican gopher tortoise)
Lineage: Eukaryota; Metazoa; Chordata; Testudines; Testudinidae
Gene: PIK3CD
Product: phosphatidylinositol-4,5-bisphosphate 3-kinase catalytic subunit delta
Exons: 25
Coding region: 405-3650 (1081 amino acids)
Biological process (GO): phosphatidylinositol-3-phosphate biosynthetic process; phosphatidylinositol-mediated signaling; cell migration
Cellular component (GO): cytoplasm; plasma membrane; phosphatidylinositol 3-kinase complex
Molecular function (GO): 1-phosphatidylinositol-4-phosphate 3-kinase activity; 1-phosphatidylinositol-3-kinase activity
Source: RefSeq, a predicted model, not a curated record